Messenger RNA from Coffea eugenioides, 999 nucleotides. Its product is annotated as probable glucan endo-1,3-beta-glucosidase BG4. The coding region runs from base 1 to 999 and encodes 332 amino acids. Gene Ontology annotation, cellular component: plasma membrane. Lineage: Eukaryota; Viridiplantae; Streptophyta; Magnoliopsida; Gentianales; Rubiaceae. The record is from RefSeq and is a predicted model, not a curated record. Gene Ontology annotation, biological process: carbohydrate metabolic process. The transcript has a single exon. Gene Ontology annotation, molecular function: hydrolase activity, hydrolyzing O-glycosyl compounds.
AUGGUUCUUGCAACCACAACCAUGAUGCUGUUCCCAAUAGCCAUUGCUGGUGACAAAAUUGAUAUAGGCGUUUGUUAUGGAAUGGUGGCGGACAACUUACCUCCGGCCGCAGAAGUCAUUGCCCUUUACAAGAAGUAUAGCAUUGGCAAACUGAGGCUUUUUGAUCCAAAUCGAGAUGCUCUACAAGCACUAAAGGGCAGUGACAUUGAUGUCACAUUAGGCGUAAAAAAUGAAGAUAUACCAAACAUAGCAGCAAGCGUUGACGGCGCAAGAUCAUGGUUUACGACAAAUCUACAACCUUAUACUAAUGACAUUACAUUCGCAUUCGUUUCUGUGGGAAAUGAGGCCAUCCCAGGUGAGUUCGCAGACAGUAUUGCACCAGCCAUGAAAAAUCUUCAGUCUGUCUUAAGUGAUGACAACCUUAAUGGUAUAACCGUGACAACAUCAGUGUCAACGGCUGUGCUAGGAACUUCCUUUCCGCCUUCAGCCAGCGUAUUCUCAGAUGAUGCAAAGGGUGCAAUUGUCGAUGUUCUGAACUUUUUAACCAUCAAGGGAUCACCUCUGAUGGUGAAUGUGUACCCUUACUUCGCCUAUGCAUCCGAUCCAGUGCAUGUUCGUCAAGAUUAUGCACUCUUCACCGCAACAGAUGCGGUGGUUGUGGAUGGUAAUUUGACUUAUCAUAACUUGUUUGAUGCUACGGUAGAUGCAGUGUACUGGGCAAUGGAGAAAGAAGGCGUGCAUAAUGUGGGAGUGGCAGUUUCCGAGAGUGGAUGGCCUUCUGCCGGGAAGGGGAAUUUCACAACUCCAAAACUUGCGUCUACGUACAACAAGCACUUCAAGCAGCAUAUCUUGAGCAAGGCUGGUACACCUAAAAGGCCAGGGGCUCACAUUGAAGGCUUCAUUUUUGCAAUGUUUAAUGAAGAUCUCAAGCCUGCUGGAGUAGAACAAAAUUGGGGACUUUUUUAUCCUAACAUGAAACCUGUUUAUCCAGUGUUUUGA